Molecule: messenger RNA, 1859 nt
Organism: Lotus japonicus
Lineage: Eukaryota; Viridiplantae; Streptophyta; Magnoliopsida; Fabales; Fabaceae
Exons: 12
Coding region: 420-1640 (406 amino acids)
Source: RefSeq, a predicted model, not a curated record
UCUACAGGGUUCGAGUAGAAGAGGAACUUGGACAGCAAGGAGCAGAUUAUCCAAGCUUCAUUCUUCCAUUCUUUUCAGAUCAAGAAAUCAAGGGUUCGAGUAGAAGAGGAACUUGGACAGCAAGGAGCAGAUUAUCCAAGCUUCAUUCUUCCAUUCUUUUCAGAUCAAGAAAUCAAGAAGCUGCUGCUGCCAAGGAACUUGACUUCUUCGAGGCUUUCAAAAUCUGGUGCAAAGUGUAUGGAAAAGAAUACGCUGACGAGAAGGAGAAACAAUCGAGGUUCCAAAUUUUCAAGAGGUCUCUUGAGACCGAGACCCCCUUCAUCCCAGGUGCUCUGACUUUUCCGAGUUUGGCUGAUCAAACCGAAAAAGAAUUUCAGGAGUUUUGUGAAAAACAUGACCUGCAGAAAUAUGAUCAGCCGAUGAAUAAUAGUAUAUCCAUCAAACACAUCAUAUAUCUCAGAAACAAGUAUCUAAUCUCAGAAGUUGAGAAUGAGAAGGAAGAUUUAGUAGGAGAAGAAGACAACACUCCCGUUCCAAUGUCACUAGGUUCCGAAGCUGCUGCUGCCAAGGAACUUGACUCCUUCGAGGCUUUCAAAAUCUGGUGCAAAGUGUAUGGAAAAGAAUACGCUGACGAGAAGGAGAAACAAUCGAGGUUCCAAAUUUUCAAGAGGUCUCUUGAGACCGAGACCCCCUUCAUCCCAGGUGCUCUGAUUUUUCCAAGUUUGGCUGAUCAAACCGAAAAAGAAUUUCAGGAGUUUUGUGAAAAACAUGACCUGCAGAAAUAUGACCAGCCGAUGAAUAAUAGUAUAUCCAUCAAACAAAUCAUAUACCUCAGAAACCAGUAUCUAAUCUCAGAAGUUGAGAAUGAGAAGGAAGAUUUAGUAGGAGAAGAAGACAACACUCCCGUUCCAAUGUCACUAGGUUCCGAAGCUGCUGCUGCCAAGGAACUUGACUUCUUCGAGGCUUUCAAAAUCUGGUGUAAAGUGUAUGGAAAAGAAUACGCUGACGAGAAGGAGAAACAAUCGAGGUUCCAAAUUUUCAAGAGGUCUCUUGAGACCGAGACCCCCUUCAUCCCAGGUGCUCUGACUUUUCCGAGUUUGGCUGAUCAAACCGAAAAAGAAUUUCAGGAGUUUUGUGAAAAACAUGACCUGCAGAAAUAUGACCAGCCGAUGAAUAAUAGUAUAUCCAUCAAACACAUCAUAUAUCUCAGAAAUAAGUAUCUAAUCUCAGAAGUUGAGAAUGAGAAGGAAGAUUUAGUAGGAGAAGAAGACAACACUCCAGUUCCAAUGUCACUAGGUUCCGAAGCUGCUGCUGCCAAGGAACUUGACUUCUUCGAGGCUUUCAAAAUCUGGUGCAAAGUGUAUGGAAAAGAAUACGCUGACGAGAAGGAGAAACAAUCGAGGUUCCAAAUUUUCAAGAGGUCUCUUGAGACCGAGACCCCCUUCAUCCCAGGUGCUCUGACUUUUCCGAGUUUGGCUGAUCAAACCGAAAAAGAAUUUCAGGAGUUUUGUGAAAAACAUGACCUGCAGAAAUAUGACCAGCCGAUGAAUAAUAGUAUAUCCAUCAAACACAUCAUAUAUCUCAGAAACAAGUAUCUAAUCUCAGAAUACAACACUCCCUUUGCAACCCAUCUCUAUUGAUCCUGAAGUUCAAUUCGUUGAAGAAAGCUCUUUUGAGGACCACCCGCAAGUCGUGCUAGGAGUUUUUCGGGUUUGGCUGAUCGAACUGGAAAAGAAUUUAAUGAGUUUAGAGAAUUUCAUGCGUGUUGAGAUUAUGUCUAAGUAGCUGUUUGAAUUUCAAUUUUAAGUUGUAAGUUUGACCCUUUUUAAUUAAGGUUGAAUAAGUCCUUUUAAUGUGAA